This is a messenger RNA of Cyprinodon variegatus (sheepshead minnow), 1524 nucleotides long. RefSeq names its product rap1 GTPase-GDP dissociation stimulator 1-like. The record is from RefSeq and is a predicted model, not a curated record. The coding region runs from base 1 to 1524 and encodes 507 amino acids. Gene Ontology annotation, biological process: positive regulation of GTPase activity. Lineage: Eukaryota; Metazoa; Chordata; Actinopteri; Cyprinodontiformes; Cyprinodontidae. Gene Ontology annotation, cellular component: cytosol. Gene Ontology annotation, molecular function: protein binding; guanyl-nucleotide exchange factor activity. The transcript is spliced from 13 exons.
AUGAAGAGAGAAGAUGAGAUGCAGAUGCAGAAAUGGGAGGAGAGGAAGAUGCGUUCUGGUCUUCAAGGAAUUCGAUCAGUUAGGGACUCUCUAAAUGAGGCGUUGAAGGCCAUCAGUGUUAGCACAGAGCUGAUUGAAGAAGAGCUAAAGCCUCAUCUGGACACGGUGCUGACGGCUCUGCUGGAGAAGAAGAAGGAUGCAGCUGUGGAGAUUGUCAGAAGUGGGAUCCUGCCCACACUGGCCCAGGCCUUACAGGGCAGAGGCAAUCUGAGCUGCCAGGUGGCUCUGCUGGUGGCAGAAAUGGCACGAGAAGCUGCUGUGAGAGAUCAGUGCAUCCAGGCUGGACUGGUGAAGGCUCUCGUUCCUCAUCUGAGCAGCAGCGACCAGGAAAUGCUGCUGAACACUGGCAGGGCCAUCGGCCGCAUCUGCUUCGACAACACACAUCAACAGGACCAGUUAGUCCAGAGUGGCGUAAUUCCCAGAUUAGUGUCCAUAAUGAAGGAAUACCCUGAUAACGACCCCCUCGUCAACGUCUGCCUGCUGGCUCUCUGUAACCUGGCUGAUUUAGACAGUGCACGGCAGGCCCUGGUGGAUCAGGAUGUGGCUGAUACACUGAUCUUUCAGCUAAAACGGGCUCCUGAUGCAGAGCGGCGGCAUGUCAUCUUGGAAAUACUGGGCUCACUGGGUGAAAGUGAUGCACUAAAGCUGCAGUUUACAGAGUCGGGCGUACCAGAGGCUUUAUCGCUGAUGAUUCGAGAUCUACAAGGACAGUCUGACCCCCAUGACCUCUGUAGCAUAAAGAUCGCCUCCAACCUGAUAGUGUCGUUGCUUUUAGGAGAUGAAUCUAUGCAGAAAUGUUUUGGAGAAGGAUCAGGCGUGGUCUACCAGGACAUUCUGGCCUGGCUGCAGAGCUCUAACACGCAGCUCCAACUCUCAGGAGCCCUUGCUAUUGCCAACUUUGCCAGAAAUGACAGUAACUGCGUGAAGAUGCUGGACCUCGGUGUGGUUCCACACAUCCUGACUUUGCUGGAGAAGCACGUAGAUGAGGGGGACGUCUCUGUUCAACAUGCCGGGCUCAGCGCACUGAGGAACCUGGCCAUUCCCGCAACCAACAAAGUGAGGAUGCUGGAGGACGGAGUGACUGAGAGGAUAAAGGCUCUGCUGCGUACGGACAUGCCCCCGGUUCAGUUCAAACUGCUGGGAACGCUACGCAUGAUGGUGGACGGGCAAGAAGGGGCAGCCUUAAAGCUGGGCAGAGAUGCGGUGCUGCUGGCACGGAUCAUGGAGUGGUGUGAAGCCAAGGACCACGCAGGUGUCCGAGGAGAAGCCAGUCGCCUGUUGGCCGCCCUGAUCAGGCACAGCCGCAGCCCUGAAGUUGUCCGUGCUGUGGCUGGGGCAGAUGGGGUCAGACACCUUAUCGCUAUGGCAACAAGCGAGCAUGUCAUCAUGCAGAACGAAGCCCUGGUUGCUCUUGCCAUAGCAUCUGCUAUUGACAUUGGUAAAGCUAUUUCAGAGUUUAUAUAA